Molecule: messenger RNA, 1527 nt
Organism: Drosophila willistoni
Lineage: Eukaryota; Metazoa; Arthropoda; Insecta; Diptera; Drosophilidae
Gene: PheRS-m
Product: probable phenylalanine--tRNA ligase, mitochondrial
Exons: 3
Coding region: 47-1456 (469 amino acids)
Biological process (GO): phenylalanyl-tRNA aminoacylation
Cellular component (GO): cytoplasm; mitochondrion
Molecular function (GO): ATP binding; tRNA binding; phenylalanine-tRNA ligase activity
Source: RefSeq, a predicted model, not a curated record
UUACUCUCAGCCUGUGGCAACGCUGUUGGCAAGUGCAAUUAAAAUAAUGCAAUUGUCGUUACGUCUGCCUCCUGGCGCGCUAUGCCGCCUAGCAUCAGUAGUGGGUGGCUCAAGGACUCGAUCUAGCAGUAGUGCCGCCGCCACAGAGAAAUCCGCCCCGACACCGUCUCCCACGGCCACAUCCAAUCAGCCCGCUCAGCUGGAGGUAAAUGGGAGCACGUACGCCACUGAUAGCUGGACAAAUGUAACGCCCAAAAUUCUGUCAUAUUUGGGAGCUAACAAGCAUUUGCAGCGGGAUCAUCCACUCUCAAUUAUACGGCAAAGAAUCGUAGACUACUUCUAUGGAGCGUACAGAAAUCAGCGCGGGAAUCCACUCUUCUCGGUCUACGAUAAGAUGAAUCCUGUGGUUACAGUGCAGCAAAACUUUGACAAUCUGCUCAUACCCAGUGAUCAUGUGAGCAGGCAGAAAUCCGAUUGCUAUUACAUUAAUAAGCAUCAAUUACUGCGAGCCCACACCACAGCCCAUCAGGUUGAAUUGAUUUCUGGUGGAUUGGACAAUUUCCUGGUCGUCGGUGAGGUCUAUAGGCGUGAUGAAAUCGAUAGUACACACUAUCCAGUGUUUCAUCAAGCCGAUGCAGUGCGUCUUGUAACCAAAGAUAAGUUAUUUGAACGUAAUCCCGGGCUGGAACUAUUCGAAGAGACGUGGUCCGGCAAAUUAGCCGAUCCGCGACACAUAUUGCCUUCAGCAAAAAUCAUGGAUCAAACAAAGCAACCCUGCCAUACUCUGGAAGCUGUCAAGCUAAUGGAGCACGAAAUGAAACAUGUCCUUGUUGGUCUGACAAAGGAUUUGUUUGGCCCGCGCAUCAAAUACCGCUGGGUGGACACAUACUUUCCAUUCACCCAACCCUCCUGGGAACUUGAAAUCUAUUUCAAAGACAAUUGGCUCGAGGUUUUGGGUUGUGGUAUCAUGCGGCAUGAGAUUCUCCAGCAGGCUGGCGUUCAUCAGUCCAUUGGCUAUGCCUUCGGUGUGGGUUUGGAACGUUUGGCCAUGGUGCUCUUUGAUAUUCCCGAUAUUCGUCUCUUCUGGUCAAAUGACAGUGGAUUUCUCUCGCAAUUUAGUGAAAAGGAUAUCCACAACCUGCCCAAGUACAAAGCCGUUUCGCAUUAUCCGCAAUGCACAAAUGAUUUAUCCUUCUGGUUGCCCUCCGAUGUAGAAUUAGAUGCGGGUUUCUCGCCCAAUGAUUUCUACGAUUUAGUUCGUUCAGUGGCUGGAGACAUGGUGGAGCAGAUAAGUCUUGUGGACAAAUUCAAGCAUCCAAAGACUGGUAAAAAUAGCCUUUGCUUUCGCAUCGUCUAUCGGCAUAUGGAACGUACCUUAACCCAAGCAGAGGUCAAUGAGAUACACAAACAGAUCGCGGCAGCCAGUGUGGAUAACUUUAAUGUGCAAAUACGUUAGGUCUAAGAUUAGUUCAAAUUUCAACCAAAUACAAAGAGUCCGCCGGAUUACGGCUUCCUGUAGAAAAACAA